Didymodactylos carnosus is the source of this 89-nucleotide messenger RNA. Lineage: Eukaryota; Metazoa; Rotifera; Eurotatoria; Philodinida; Philodinidae. The record is from the annotation of a GenBank genome assembly.
AUGAAUUUUGCACGGCCAUAUCAAGAAACCACCGUGGUGAAUCCACCACCGAGUGGUGGUGGUGGUGGAGGACAAGGCACGAAACCACC